AAAAACAGAUACUGGGAAAGAAAAAAAAAAAAAAAGGGAAAAUAAAGGUGGAAGAAGCGGAUGAAGAAUUCCACAACAGCAGCAACAACAACACCAACGAUAACAACAACAACAACAACAACAACCAAAGUCACCCCCCGUACACAACACUAAUGGAAUCCUCAGCUUUCUUAUUCUUCAACAAAGUCCCUCUUUUUUUUUUUUGUUUUUCCCCACAAACCCACCAAUUAUCACCGCUUUCUUUUGCUUCUCAUCUCUUCCAUUCUCCAUUUUGGUUAUUCUUCUUCUUCUUUUUCUUCUCUCUUUCUCUCUUCCCGAUCGAUCAACGAUCAUCGAUCGCUGCGGUUUCCUUGGUUCUGGUGUUUCUGAUCCGUAAUCCGGUUGAACAAAACUCGGGUAAAUUUUUUUUUUUUGGUAAAGCACAAUGGAAAGUGAAAGGAGCUUACUUUAAUGGUCACGGAGUUUUAUUCCUUUUUAUGGUGGUGGUGUGCGUUUUGUGUUUUUUUAUUACAGAGAUAUGUUUGGUUUUGGAGGUGGUGAUAGAAAUCCUAUGCUGCUACCUGAUUUCCACGAAGGAAACCACCAGUUCCAAUAUGAUACAAUCUCGCUGCAUCGGCUGCAGUUAUCUGGAAACGCGUCCUAUGUUUCAGUCUAGUCUCACAAGGCAUUGUUGUUAUCUAACACAGUCCAAGUUGGAUGCAAUAUUAGUCCCAUAAACCAUAUGGCAAACAAUCAUUCAACUAAAGUGGAUCCGCCAAGUAGUAGAAGCAUGGAUACAGAAUCAAUUUUGAGACAGCAAAAGCAUCUUAUAUCUCUAAAUAAUAACAUUCGUCAAGAUACAGCCGGUCGGUCUGGGAGCGUUCUGAAUCCAAAUCCUGUGUCAACUGGGCUGAGACUUUCCCGUGAGGAGGAUGAAUACAACUCUUCUGUUACUUCCUCAAGUGAAAGCAUGAGAGCUGUCCUGCCUGUUAUUACAUCUCUUGGAGAUAACCUGAAGGUUGAGAUUGAUCGACAGAAAGAAGAAGUUGAUCGUUACAUAAAAAUUCAGGAAGAGAAGAUCGCCAAGGGUGUUAUGGAGCUGAAUCAAAGACAUAUGGUUCAUUUUCUCAGCUCCGUUGAGAAAGGAGUUGUCAAGAAGCUGCACGAAAAAGAGAUAGAAAUGGACAACAUAAAUCGCAAGAACAAGGAACUAACAGAGAGAAUAAAACAUGUGUCGGCGGAGGUUCAGUCCUGGCACUCUAGAGCGAAGUACAAUGAGUCUGUUGUCAAUUUCUUGAAUAACAGUUUACAGCAGGUUAUGGCACGAGGCUCUGUGUAUGGGAAAGAAGGCUAUGGGGACAGUGAGGAAGAUGAUACGGCCUCUUUUACGAACUCAAAACGUCUCAAAUUUGUUGAUGGUUCUGGAGAUUCUGUUCUUACUAAAAAGCAGAUAAACUGCAGGGUGUGCAAUGUUAAAGAAGUCUCAGUCAUAUUGUUACCCUGUAGACACCUGUGUCUGUGUAAAGAUUGUGAAGUUUCUAUACAUCAAUGCCCUCUCUGCAGGAUAACAAAGACGACAAGUAUUCAAGUUUUCAUGUCCUGAGGGUGUAAUGGUAUAUUUCAUACACAUUAUAAUUCAUCAUUAUUUCCCUGAUGGCAAAACAUGGGAAUCAAAUGGAGUUCUAUUUAUUAUUAUUAUUUUUUCUUUAGAGCUCACGUUGAUGGCCACUUUGGUUUUUGUUUUGAUAAUAAAAUUUAUUUGGAGAGUUGAUUGUUAUGUUAA
This is a messenger RNA of Ziziphus jujuba (common jujube), 1762 nucleotides long. Its product is annotated as probable BOI-related E3 ubiquitin-protein ligase 2. The record is from RefSeq and is a predicted model, not a curated record. Gene Ontology annotation, molecular function: ubiquitin-protein transferase activity. Lineage: Eukaryota; Viridiplantae; Streptophyta; Magnoliopsida; Rosales; Rhamnaceae. The transcript is spliced from 3 exons. The coding region runs from base 722 to 1582 and encodes 286 amino acids.